Aspergillus calidoustus is the source of this 4431-nucleotide messenger RNA. Lineage: Eukaryota; Fungi; Ascomycota; Eurotiomycetes; Eurotiales; Aspergillaceae. The record is from the annotation of a GenBank genome assembly.
AUGGGUGUUGACCCUCUUUCCCCCAUCGCGCCUGCGCGCCUAAGGGCUCUGGUCCUCCCGGUUGGUAAAAUUAGGCGAUCCCGAUUUCUGAGUUUCACUGCAAGACUCCAAGCCGAAAAUGUUGUCCGCCUUGGAGACAUCAGUCCCGAUGCGCGACCCAAUCGAAACAUGUUCUCCCCGCUCGCGUUUCCGACAGGCAUGAUUCUCUAUGACCUCUCGUUUUCUAUGCCUCCCAUAUCGCAUCUGGAACUGUAUCCCUUUGAGAUCUUCAGGGAGCCACUCGUGAUUCUCGCUGUAGCCGAUGGGGCAGAACUCCAUGGUGGUUUGAAUCAGAAUGGCUCGAAUACUGGCCCGGCGCCCACCCCCGACGGUCUCGAGCAGCUUGUGCAAGAACUUGGUUUGCUGCAGGAAAAGAAUCCAAGGGCGCUUGUUCAUCAACUCUUGAUAUUCGAUUACAAUGGAGUCAGCAAAAUCUCCAAUGGGCCGAAUAAUGUGCUCUGGAUUCCUCCCCCGCAAGCUUCCAAGGCCACAACUAUGAAGACCGUGCUGUGUGAUAUUACGUCCCUUGUGCUGUCGGAGAUGGAUGAAUUCGCGAGAAUGAUUCAGAGUAUACCGUCGAUUGAAUCCCCAAAAGCCUCGUCCUGGGGUCCCCACCGCGGCCCAGAUCUACGCCGGCGCCCGACAGACAAAUUGUUUCACAGGAUGACAAUGCCUGCACAAUUCCCCACCAACCCGAAUGGCACCCCAGAAACGCCUCAGGGCUCUAGCAAGAGCUCGCCGGCGCCAGAAGACCAUGAAACACCCACAACAUUCGACGAAAUCACGCGAUCCAUACAGCUAGCCAAUCGCUCCAGCACAACACUCGGCAAACCCAAUUCCGUACCAUCCUCUAAAGAACAUAGCCGUGAUCGUAUGUCUGUGAGCGGCCUCAGUGCCACAGAUAGAACGAAGAACCGGAUCAAGGGUCGCUCGGGGGUCGUAAUAGGAACCCUCUUUCUUCAGGCUGGAAGAUGGCCGGAUGCUCUGAAGGAGCUUGUUGAAGCGGCAUCCAACGCAAGGGCAAGCAGCGACUACGUGUGGCAUGCCAAAGCCCUCGAAUCCAUUCUCCUUUGCCUCUUGAUGUUUGCUUGGGCAGGCAUGGAUUUUCAGAUUCCCCCGAUAUGCUAUCCCGUCGCUGAUAAAUCCUCCAAGACAUCAUCGGCAACCACUUUUGACCCUACUUCUGGUCAAUUUUCUGCUGGGAACCGAAUCAUAUCACUGCAAAACCUGUCGAAUCUUUUGCCAGAUCUAGCAAACAACAUUGUGAACCUCUAUAAUCGCGCAGCUAAUAUCACCGACGAACCACCUCCUCAGCUUGUCUUUUCUGAGACCGUCAUUCGUCUAUCAAGAUUAUUAGUGGCUACACGCCUCCGAGACGGUGCACUGGACGACAAUGCAUUGAAGCACAUUGUCGUCAAUGAGCCCUUACAGCUAUUGGUCCGCCCAGAGCGGCCUCGGGGUUUGACAAUCCUUCGCAAAAAUGAAAUCGCGAACUUCCUCUUUCGUGCGUUGCCGCUCGCUGCUGGUUCAGACUUGCCUGCUACGGACGCGAUACCCAUUCUGAUCGGUGUUGUGUCCGUCCUGAAUACUUUGGACUUGCCACGGAAAAAGGCUUUUGUAUUGCGAGAGCUUUUAUCUAUAACUGUUCCAGCACUAGUGCAAGCUCGCAAAUUAGGUGCUGCUGAAGUUGGGAUUCACCCCGCUGCAGGCUUAUCAUCGCUGAGUGAUACGGCGUUUGAUAUUAACGCUCUUGAUGUGGGCCCUGGGAACAUGGAGCAGAGUAUGCGCUCACUCCUCGCUACGAUAGGAGAGGUAUACGGCGUCCAGUCUUCUGGAACUGCGAGGGAAAGCGUCUCGUCCGGUUACGAUUCCGUAGCAGAGAUUGUUGAUCGCUCGUUCCGCCAUGUCGUCCUAGAUCGCUACGGUGACUUGAACCUCAAGAUUGACGUUCUCAAGAUGUGUAUCAAUUCAUGUGAAGCGCUCCCGGAUUUUGGCGGUGUCCUACGGUUCACUGUCGAGCUUCUUCAGACGAUUCGCGGGGAUCUGAUGCUCUCUAGGUCAUCGUAUACGGCACCUUGUUUACAGCCGGAUGAACAAAAUCGUCUUUUGAACAAUAUUAAGCGGACUGUUGGUGCUGCCAAUCGGCUUGGUGUAUCGGGCUUGGAAGCGGAAUACUGGGAUGAUUUUUUGAUUCGUGGCGUCGAGCUGUUAUCUUUGCCCGACCCUAGAAGACCUGUUCGUCGGUCCAAGUCGGAACUCGACGCUGUCGCAACAACCAGCGAGAAGUCCACCAAAGAUCCGUUCUUGUACAAUCCCUUUUCCAAGAGGACUACUGGCAAAGCAGCGGAGCUUCUCAUGGUUGCUGGUGAGCAUGCGGCCUUUCAAAUCACGCUACAGAAUCCUUUUGAAUUUGAAGUGGAGAUUGAACGUCUUCGUCUCGAAAGCGAAGGUGUACCCCUUGACGCUGUGACCGAAUGGGUACUCCUUCCGCCGCUUUGCCUCCAGGACAUCACAGUGUAUGGAAUCGCAAAAGAGGAGGGUUCCCUGAAGAUCACAGGUUGCUCCGUCAAGGUCCGGCACUGCAGGGAACGCAGUUUUCCAAUCUUUAGAGAUUUCUGGAAACCUGAUAUAGACGUGAAAGUCAAACGAACCGGUUUGGCGGCCAAGAAGCCUUUAACCGACCGUCCCUUGUCCUGGAGCUCCACCACCUCCAAAGAUGGGAAACCCGUUCCGAAGAAGGGGCCUGAAACAUCCUCUUGCGAAGUCAAGGUCAUUCGGCAGCAGCCAUCCCUUAUCAUAGAGUCACUGUCCCUCUCCCAGUCCGCAAUCAUGGUCCUUGAGGGCGAGAGGGCAUCUUUCAACAUUACUUUACGCAAUGUGUCGUCAUGCGACCUUGAUUUCAUAAACUUCAGUUUUCAGGACUCGACAACGAAACAAAUACAGUCCGCCCUGAGUAACAAGGAUCUUUUGCCAGUGGAAGUGUACGAGUUAGCAUUGAAACUCACAAGACCCGCCCUGCGAUGGCGCAGGGAGGAGGAGGAGGAGGAGGAGGAGGAGGGCUUGGAUCCAGGCAACUAUUCUAUCCCAGCCGGACAAAGCUCCACUUUUACGAUUGAUGUCAAUGGCAACCCCGGAUUGCAGGAAGCAACUGUACAGAUUGAUUACGCCAGCAUCGGGGUCGCCUAUGGUGGCUUACCUGACGUCCUAUACACCAGACAACUGUUUAUUCCACUGACCGCCACAGUGAACGCUAGUGUGGAAGUCGCCCGUUGCGACAUAUUACCUUUUAGCAGCGACUUUGCAUGGUGGAAUAAACGCACUGCGACGCAAGCCUUUGAAAGGCAACUCUCUGAAUCUUCAGGUUCCACUAGCAGUGAUUAUUUCUCUACAGUGCUUUCCAACCUGGCCCAAGGGACUUAUGGUUCUGACCAUUGCAUUCUUCUCCUUGAUCUUCGAAACGCGUGGCCCAAUCCAUUGUCCCUGGCCUUGAGCGUCUCUGAUGCACCAACCACCAAGGACGACUUGAUUAGCAAUGCCGAGAGCGGCCAAUAUGUCGUGCGCGAGACACUUCAACCAGGCCAAAUAUCGCGUUUUGUUCUCGUUCUACCCCGCGUUUACGUCCAAAACCCGCAUGCUGCAGUACCUUUUCUAAGCACGGGGUCCAAACGACAAUUUGUUGUCAGUGCACAUAAAGUUACCUUUGACGGCGAAGCGGCGACACGGGAGGCAUUCUGGUAUCGCGAAGAGCUUCUCAAGAGAGUCCGGGGCACUUGGAAGGAGGCUUUGGGUGGGCGAGAGGGGACGAUUGACCUGAGGAACGUGCGCUUCAAUGCGCGCAUGGUGGACGCAUUUCGCCUCGAGGACGUGGAGACUACCUUCUCCUUGAAACCAUCCUUUUCCGGCAACGAUGAAACCGAAGAUUCGGAUAUGGUCGCACAGACUGGCAAAUCCAAGUAUAAGGUGCCAACUGAUGAAAUGCUCGAUCUAACCGUCACCGUCCACAACCGCUCCUCCAGACCCAUCCAUCCCCUCUUACGACUCCAGCCCAGCCUCCGCAAUCAGCCGAGUAACGUCGCACUUGACCUCCCGCGGCGCCUUGCCUGGACAGGCAUGCUACAGCAGGUACUACCCGUGGUACACAGCGGCGAAAGCAAGAGCGCCACUGUUGGGGUUACCAUCCUCUGUCGGGGCGAGUACGAAUUGGGCGCCACGGUUGAGGAAUUGCGGCUCGCCCGCCCAGCGCCCGAAAGCGAGGGGAACAACAGCAGCAAGAGCCCCGAUUACCCAUCCGCAGACGAUGGCUUCAUCAGUGACACCUUUGGAGCCGACAUGGCCAAAAAACGACGCAUCUGGCAUGCUAGAGAUACAUGUGUUAUGACUGCUCACGAUUAA